Messenger RNA from Psammomys obesus (fat sand rat), 2145 nucleotides. It is a transcript of the gene Adam30, whose product is annotated as ADAM metallopeptidase domain 30. Gene Ontology annotation, molecular function: metalloendopeptidase activity. The transcript has 2 exons. NCBI's taxonomy places the organism in Eukaryota, Metazoa, Chordata, Mammalia, Rodentia, Muridae. Gene Ontology annotation, cellular component: sperm head plasma membrane; external side of plasma membrane; plasma membrane. The coding region runs from base 1 to 2145 and encodes 714 amino acids. Gene Ontology annotation, biological process: male gonad development; proteolysis. The record is from RefSeq and is a predicted model, not a curated record.
AUGAGGUCAGUGUCGGCCUUCCUCCCUCGACACUGCUGGCUGCUUCUGGUGACGCUCUUUUUCGAGGCUGCGGGUGACGAGAAACUAUUUGACCCCGACUGGGGGUUUGAAUCAUAUGAAAUCACCAUUCCCAAACAACUGAACUUUAGGAAAGAGGACCAGGGUGUGGACAGUUCUUUGUCAUACCUCUUACGGAUAGGAGGCAGGCAGCAUGUGCUUCACCUGCGGCCCAAGAAGUUACUGUUGCCAAAACAUCUCCCACUUGUCUCCUUCACUAAGGAGGGCAGUCUGAUAGAGGAUUACCCAUACAUACCAGAUGAGUGCAAUUAUGUGGGCUCUGUGGAAGGUUCUCAGGAUGUCGAAUCUACUCUGAGUACAUGCAUGGGGGGUGUGCGAGCCUUCCUGAACAUAGAUUCCAGAUCCUACCAAAUGGAGCCACUCCGGACCUCUAAGAGUUUUGAACACAUCGUGUAUCUCCUAAGAGAAGAUGCCUUUAGCAAUCAGAGUUGUGGUUGGGUUGAUGAAGGAACAGACGAGGAAACAGCCCAGCAAGAGGAGAUGCCUAGGGCAAGUAACUAUUAUGAACCCAGACACCAAAAGUACGUGAAACUGCUCUUGGUCUUUGAUAGGAUGAGAUUUUUCGAGGUAGGCGACAACGAGAGUAGGGUAUACGAUGACGCCAUUUUUAUAGCUUCAAUUAUGGACACCUACUAUCAGGAUGUCAGGUUGAAGGUUCAUCUAAAGGCAGUUGAAAUCUGGACACACAAUAACAUGAUAAAAACUGCCGUCAAGUGGUUAGCUGAGGCUUUAACCUUUUUUUUAAUAUACAAAAGAGAUUUCUUGCAUUUCCGAUAUCUAUCAGACUGGGCACAUUUAUAUGUUGCAAGAGGGUAUGUAGAUGCUAAGGCCUGGUCCUGGGGAAGAGUAUGUGAAGAAUACCAUGCUGGAUCAAUAAGCACCUUAUUCGGUAUAAACGUCAUCCAGCCUGCUACCUGGACUGCUCAUGAACUGGGGCAUGGCGUGGGAAUGCGACAUGACGAGGAGUACUGUCAAUGCAGAGGCAGGACGGACUGCAUCAUGGGCACAGGACGGUCAGGGUUUAGUAACUGUAGUUACGUACACUUCUUUUUACACGCAGCUUAUAAAAUAGCCUACUGUCUAUCUUACAUGCCAGACGUACUUUUUAAGCUAGAAAGGUGUGGAAACCAAAUUGUGGAAGACGGUGAGGAGUGUGACUGUGGCUCCGAGAAAGAAUGUGAAAAAGACCUGUGCUGUCGGCCAGACUGCACACUGGUAGAAGGUGUCAACUGUUCCACUGGGCUUUGCUGUCAUAAAUGUGACUUUCGUCCAUCAGGAUAUGUAUGUAGGCAGGAAGAAAAUGAAUGUGACCUCGCAGAGUACUGCGAUGGGAUGUCAGCGCUUUGUCCGGAUGACUAUUACAAGCAGGAUGGAACUCCCUGCAAAUACGAAGGUGUGUGUUUCAAAAAGGGCUGCCGGUCCAGGUACAUGCAGUGCCAGAACAUCUUCGGACCCACCUCCAGGGAGGCUCCUCAGCAGUGUUACGACGCAGUUAACAUGAUAGGCGAUCAGUAUGGUAACUGUGGGCUUAUAAAUGCUUCUAAAUUUAUGAUGUGUACCAGGGGCACCACAAUAUGUGGCAGGCUCCAGUGCAUAAAUGUGAAGGUCCUCCCUGAACUUCCAGAUCACACUCUCAUCGUAGCCACCUACCUGAAGAGAGACAAUCUCAUGUGCUGGGGCACAGGCUACCAUGGAAGCAUGGUAGGUCAUGCGAUACCUGACAUAGGGAUGGUCGCUGAUGGAACUUCCUGUGGCCUUAAACAGGUGUGUUUUAACGGUACUUGCACUGACAGUUCUUCCAUCCUGAAGUACGACUGUUUGCUUGGGAAGUGCAAUAACCGAGGUGUCUGCAACAAUCUAAAGGCCUGCCAUUGCAUGUAUGGCUGGACUCCCCCGUUCUGCGAAGAGGUGGGAUUCGGUGGGAGCAUACACAGCGGGCCUCCUGGACCAAAGAUCUCAGAGGAAGUGCCUCCGUCAUUUCAAGUUGUGUAUGUCAUGCUGCUGCGUGUCUUCUUAUUCAUCAUCUCGGUGAUCAUUGUGUGUUUUAGGCAGCUGAUAAAAAAAUGA